AAAUAAGUCAUAAGCUGCAUGCACAAGGAGCUUAGUGAGAACUAACUUGUUGGGAAAAACCUUUACCAAAAAUCCAACUAUCAUAAGGAGAGAGUAAUGGUUUCAACAAAAAGUAUAGGAAAGUAUAGAGUUAGGGAGACCAUAGGAGAAGGUACAUUCUCUAAGGUUAAACUUGCUUUCAAUAGUAGCAAUGGUGAGAAGGUAGCAAUCAAGGUCAUUGACAAACAAAUGGUCUUGAAAAACAAUCUUAGGUAUCAGGUACAAAGUGAGAUUACAACAAUGAAACUUCUAAAUCAUCCUAAUAUUGUUAGAAUUCAUGAGGUUAUUGGCACAAAAACAAAAAUAUACAUUGUGAUGGAAUAUGUAUCAGGAGGUCAACUAUUGGACAAAAUGUCCUAUGCCAAUAAGUUAGAUGAAUGUGAGGCAAGAAAAUUAUUCCAGCAACUUAUUGACACGGUCGACUACUGCCAUAAUAAGGGGGUUUAUCACCGCGAUUUAAAGCCUGAAAAUUUGCUGCUUGACAGCAAGGGAAACCUAAAAGUGUCUGAUUUUGGAUUAAGUGCAUUGGCAAAGUUUGACGAUGUUUUAAACACAAAGUGUGGAUCCCCGUGCUACGUGGCUCCCGAGGUAAGAUCGAGUGGAGGAGGAGAGUGUUUAGGAGUCCGAGGGAACAUCUGGCAACAACAACAUGCUAAAGAGAUCCUCGGACUCCCCAACAGAAAGAGAGCAAGUCACGGCUUAUACGGGAUACAUGUAUUAUUAUUGAUUUUGACCCUUAUACUUCCUCAUGAGCAGGUGCUGAUGAACAAAGGGUAUGAUGGAGCAGCUGUUGAUGUUUGGUCAUGUGGUGUGAUCCUUUUUGAGUUACUUGCUGGUUUUCUACCAUUUGAUGACCAGAAUUUGAUGGGUUUAUACCAUAAGAUAUGCAGAGCAGAAUAUACUUGCCCCCCGUGGUUUACUAUAAGUCAAAAGAAACUAAUUGCCAAAAUACUUGAACCGCGUUCUGAAAAGCGGAUAACUAUUUCAGAUAUUAUUGAAAAUGAGUGGUUUAAAAAAGAUUAUCAACCUGUUCGCGCGUGUGAAUUUGACACGAUCAUUAACUUGGAUGAAGAUAGUGCUGCUUUCGACUCAAUUGAGGAGAAAACUACAAAUUCAACGAUAACCAAGUCCUCGAGCUUCAUUAAUGCAUUUCAACUGAUAGCCAUGUUUCAGGACUUUGAUCUAUCGUCCCUUUUCGAAGAACAGGAUCACAAGAAGCAGAUAACAAUGCUUGGAUCACAACACACAAUCACUGAAACAGUAGAAAAAAUAGAAGCUGCUGCAACAGAUGUGAGACUGUCGGUAGAGAAAAUGAACAACUUUAAGAUGAAAAUGCACCCGAAACUGUCAAUGACUAGGUGUUCAAGAUCAUACUUUGACCUAUCAGCUGAGGUGAUAGAAGUUGCUCCAACUCAUUGUGUUAUACAAAUAUCAAAAUCUGCAGGAGAUCUAAGAAUGUACAAUAGAUUUUGUGAAAGUUUAUCAAGUCUGCUGAAAGAAAAUUCUAACAUGCCAUCACAAGGCCCAGACUCUGUGGAUCAAUGCGACGCUGGCAGUAUAGAAAAGCAAGAUGCUGAAUGUUAUGAAAAGCCAAAUAGUGAAGAUAUCCGUGGCUAUAAAUCUGCUUGAAGAUUGAUUUAACCAUGUCUGUAUUAGUUUUAUUCAAGUUCAUAUGAGUAAGGAGAAAACAUAAGCAUCUCUUCUUUUCUCCUUUUUAACUAUCUUUUUUACGGAAGCAAAAUGUAAUAUUGGCGAUAAUUGAAUUUUUCAUCGAUAAUUCAAAAAAUGACUAACUACCUCUCAGUAACCUCCACAAUCACCCUAUCCUCUACACGGCCUAAGAAAUAAUGUUACUAAUUCUCACACUCAUAUAUAUCCCUCUUCUUCAUGUGAGUAUAUGACCUUCCGAAUCUUAGGUUUGUUAUGAUUAAGGCCAAUAGGCCAAUACAACAUGGUCACUUGUUCAGUCUUCUCCAUAUUCGGCGCUUCAUCAAUACUUAUUAACAAACAUAAGGACCUGGAUUCUCAGCCGCAACAAUGCCUGCAGCCAUCCCUGCUGACAGUUGUUUACAAGCUUCCUGUCUAUUAUCUUUCUCUUCUUUCCAAAUCCCUCCUACCAAAGGAUACACAGGUGCAUAGAAGGGAAGCCACCCUGCCUUUGAACCAGAAAAAUGGCCAUAAAAUAUUACCCUAUUCAAACUAAGAUAAUGUUUAUUUGGGUCAG
Messenger RNA from Trifolium pratense (red clover), 2263 nucleotides. Its product is annotated as CBL-interacting serine/threonine-protein kinase 21. Gene Ontology annotation, biological process: protein phosphorylation; signal transduction. Lineage: Eukaryota; Viridiplantae; Streptophyta; Magnoliopsida; Fabales; Fabaceae. The record is from RefSeq and is a predicted model, not a curated record. Gene Ontology annotation, molecular function: ATP binding; protein kinase activity. The coding region runs from base 97 to 1668 and encodes 523 amino acids. The transcript is spliced from 14 exons.